UUGGCUGGUGAUUUUAUUUAUUUUUACUGGAGAACAGUAACAGAACGAGACGUAUUUGGCAAUAAAGAUUGGGGGGAUGAGGGGAAGGGAUGUUUCUUGUGUUGAGCCACUAGUGUGACCAUUCUGGAGAGGAAGCAGGUCUGAGCCUCUGUGCCAGGACAAGAUUCCCAGUAAACAGGAGACCAUACAGGGCACACCUGGGAUUUCUGCAGGAAAUCUUGUGUACCCUUCUGGUCAUCUGUGCUUAGCAGAUGAAAUUCAAGUUCAGAUACAGAGGCUGCUUUUUAUCCCUUGGUAGCGAUGUGAAGGAAGGGAAGAAAACCAGAGAGGUUAGUGGUGAUAUAAUACACACAAACUGGGCUUGAUAUGAAUAGAAAACUCCUAGUAUAGGGUGCUGAAGGUUUUUUUUUUUUUUUUAGGUAGAGGCAAAAAUAUUUGGAACUUGUUAAGUUUUGUUGCAUUUUAUAACGUGGUAUCUGCAGUAAGAGUCUGCAUAAGGUAACUCAAGCCUUUUUUUUAAACUGUGAGCAUUUUUGUUACUUGCAACCUUCAUGUUAGUAGCCUGACUUACAGGCAUCUUCAGUGUGUUUAUGUUCUCUUGUGUUUUUCACAGGUUGAGUAUAGAGAGAUGGAUGAGAGUCUUGCAAACCUUUCAGAAGAUGAGUAUUACUCUGAAGAAGAGAGAAAUGCUAAAGCUGAGAAAGAGAAAAAACUACCCCCACCACCUCCACCAGCUCCUGCAGAAGAAGAGAAUGAAAGUGAGCCAGAGGAGCCAUCUGGUGUGGAGGGUGCAGCUUUCCAGAGUAGACUUCCACAUGACCGUAUGACAUCUCAAGAAGCUGCCUGCUUCCCUGAUAUAAUCAGUGGGCCACAGCAGACUCAGAAGGUGUUUCUGUACAUCAGGAACCGCACCCUGCAGCUCUGGUUGGAUAACCCAAAGAUUCAGCUGACAUUUGAAGCAACUAUCCAACAAUUAGAAGCACCUUACAACAGUGACACAGUGCUCGUUCACAGGGUUCACAGCUACCUGGAGCGUCAUGGGCUGAUUAACUUUGGCAUCUACAAAAGAGUGAAGCCCCUUCCAACCAAGAAGACAGGAAAGGUGAUCAUUAUUGGUUCUGGAGUCUCUGGGUUGGCAGCAGCUCGCCAGUUGCAGAGUUUUGGAAUGGAUGUCACAGUUCUGGAAGCCAGAGACCGAGUAGGAGGAAGAGUUGCUACCUUUCGCAAAGGGAAUUACGUUGCUGAUCUGGGAGCAAUGGUGGUAACAGGACUUGGAGGAAAUCCCAUGGCUGUGGUCAGCAAACAAGUAAAUAUGGAAUUGGCCAAGAUCAAACAAAAAUGUCCACUUUAUGAAGCGAAUGGACAAGCUGUUCCCAAAGAGAAAGAUGAAAUGGUGGAACAAGAAUUUAAUCGUCUUCUGGAAGCCACAUCCUAUCUCAGUCAUCAGCUGGAUUUUAAUGUUCUCAAUAAUAAGCCUGUCUCCCUAGGUCAGGCUCUGGAGGUUGUCAUACAACUGCAGGAGAAGCAUGUGAAGGAUGAGCAGAUUGAGCACUGGAAGAAAAUUGUGAAAACGCAGGAGGAAUUGAAAGAUCUUCUUAACAAGAUGGUGAAUUUAAAGGAGAAGAUUAAAGAACUUCAUCAGCAGUAUAAGGAAGCAUCAGAAGUGAAGCCACCUCGGGAUAUUACAGCAGAGUUCCUUGUGAAAAGCAAGCACAGAGAUCUGACUGCUCUUUGCAAGGAGUAUGAUGAAUUGGCAGAAACACAAGGAAAGCUGGAAGAGAAGUUACAAGAACUUGAAGCCAACCCACCAAGUGAUGUUUAUUUGUCGUCAAGAGACAGGCAAAUACUUGACUGGCAUUUUGCAAACCUAGAAUUUGCUAAUGCUACACCCCUUUCUACACUUUCACUGAAGCACUGGGACCAGGAUGAUGACUUUGAAUUCACAGGCAGUCACUUGACUGUGAGGAAUGGAUAUUCCUGUGUGCCAGUAGCCUUAGCAGAAGGGUUGGAUAUUAAAUUAAACACAGCAGUUCGACAGGUUCGCUACACAGCAUCAGGCUGUGAAGUGAUAGCUGUAAAUACACGAUCUACUAGCCAGACCUUCAUUUAUAAGUGUGAUGCUGUGCUGUGCACUCUGCCCCUGGGAGUGCUGAAACAGCAGCCUCCAGCAGUUCAGUUUGUGCCACCUCUCCCUGAGUGGAAAACCUCUGCAGUGCAGCGGAUGGGAUUUGGCAACCUGAACAAGGUUGUGUUGUGUUUUGAUCGUGUCUUCUGGGAUCCGAGUGUCAAUUUAUUUGGCCAUGUUGGGAGCACUACUGCAAGCAGAGGAGAACUUUUCCUCUUUUGGAACCUGUACAAAGCACCGAUUUUGUUGGCCUUGGUAGCAGGAGAAGCAGCAGGGAUCAUGGAGAAUAUCAGUGAUGAUGUCAUUGUUGGUCGGUGCCUUGCCAUUCUCAAAGGCAUCUUCGGCAGCAGCGCUGUGCCCCAGCCUAAAGAGACUGUGGUGUCCCGCUGGCGUGCUGACCCGUGGGCCAGGGGAUCGUACUCCUACGUAGCUGCUGGAUCCUCUGGAAAUGACUAUGACCUGAUGGCUCAGCCAAUUACUCCAGGGCCAGCCAUUCCAGGUGCUCCACAGCCCGUCCCUCGCCUGUUCUUCGCGGGCGAGCACACGAUCCGUAACUACCCGGCCACGGUGCACGGCGCGCUGCUGAGCGGGCUGCGCGAGGCCGGCCGCAUCGCCGACCAGUUCCUGGGGGCCAUGUACACCCUGCCCCGGCAGCCCGCGCCCGGAGUGCCCCCCCAGCAGGCUGCCAGCCUGUGAGCCCGGCAGGACGAGGCAGAAGAGGAGCGCGAAGGCCGCGGUGCUGCUGGUGUGGAGCCCGGGAUGGAGAUACUCGAGUGGUUUGUAGCGGUGUCUGCUGAGAGGAGCCCCAGUCGCUGCACGAGCCUUGUCUGGCAAUGGCCUUACAGAAGCUUUGGCUUGGCGGCCUUUUACAAAAUCUUAGAGCUAUUUGAGGGGUCGGUAAAUAGAAUCCUUUACUGCGAAGCUGGUCAGGGACUUUGACUCUGCAGAUACUUCUUGGAAGUCAAAAUAGCUGGAGGGUUUUUUAGGGUGUUUGGGGUUUUUUUCUACCUGUGUGUGUAUUUACAGUUUGGGAAUUGCACAAGGACCUCUAGAAGCUGGUUGCUACAAAUACUAGCUUAGUGUAGAAUGUAUGUAAAUUUCUUUGUGGUUUUUUUAUGGCUUUGUUUUGAAGAGUAAUAUUUUUGACCAAUUCUAUUCCUGUCUGGCAUUCAAGAAUUUGGGGCAACUGUUUGCCUACCAGUAACAGCAAAUCACACAUUUCCAAAAUGGUCCAUUGGCUGCUACACAUCUGCAUCCUGCUGUAGAGUAACCUGGUAUCACUGAGUAUGCUAAGCAUACUGUUUUAUUAAAUACUUCCAACAAAAGAAAA
Messenger RNA from Cinclus cinclus, 3455 nucleotides. RefSeq names its product lysine demethylase 1A (gene KDM1A). Gene Ontology annotation, molecular function: protein binding; oxidoreductase activity; flavin adenine dinucleotide binding. Gene Ontology annotation, cellular component: nucleus. The coding region runs from base 629 to 2821 and encodes 730 amino acids. The transcript has 18 exons. The record is from RefSeq and is a predicted model, not a curated record. Gene Ontology annotation, biological process: regulation of DNA-templated transcription. Lineage: Eukaryota; Metazoa; Chordata; Aves; Passeriformes; Cinclidae.